GCGUCACACUCUCAAAGCUCAACGCCGCCUAUGUCGACAAAUGUCUUAGCAAUUUCAACAUCGGCAAGUGAAGAUGGUUCCUCGUCUACAAGUCCCUUGAAGAGUACAUCUCCGUCAGUGAGUCAGACCAUCUCUGCAUCAAAAACUACAAUGAUUGCCGUUUCAUCUACUCUAGCUACAACAACUCCAGUUCCAACAACGGCUCCACAUGCGAACAAUAUGUAUCCAUAUGGGCCGCAGCAGAAUGAUAACGAGUUUCGUCUUGAAGACUCUCCUUUCUCCUCCUCCUCCCGCUGCUUGAGGAUCGACACGGAUUUUACUGGAUUUCCAUUCUUCUCGGAGAGGCAUUACAAGCUGUUUAUAUGCCGCAAUGGUAUAAUCCAGUUGAAUUAUGAAUGGAGCUGGUGGUGGCCACGGAAGUUUGGUGUCUACAGGUGGCUGAGAAAUAUGGCAAUUAUCGCACCGUUCUGGGCCACGACCGAUACGUAUUUUGCCUUCAGAGACAAUCAUUCUAAGGUAUAUUAUCAAGUGUACAGCCAAACCAAGGAAAGCUCUUCUGAAAUACUCGAAAUGGCUUCAAACCAUGUAAAGCUCUAUGGCGACCGUAACAAAUUUGCCAACUUUGCUGCUAGUUGGGUUCUUGUUGUGACCUGGUACAAUCUCUGUCCAUACGAUUACGACAACAACUGUCGUUGGAGUAACACUUUUCAGGCUGUCAUAAUUACGGAUGGAUUUAACACAUUUUUGAUGUACAACUACCCUUAUGGUGGAAUUGAGUGGGUGGUUCCAGCGGAUCCGGACAAUUACCGUUACUGGACUGGUUACUACGGUCUUCCUGUCGCUGGCUGGAACGCAGGAAAUGAUGGCAAAGAUUAUUACAACCACGAAGCCUCGUCUACAUUUGCAAUGUAUGAUCUUGAUAAGAAAGAAGGAAAUACGGGUUCGUUGGGGAGGUACUUUUGGAGGAUCGAGGACAGCGAUGGGACAAGUGCACUGGAGAAGUGCUUAACAUGGGCUGUUCUUAAUGAAAACGGGAACAUUCGUUACGAGUACGGCCGCUUAAUAAAAUCAGACCCGGAGAUGGCGUGUCCUUGUACUUUUUGGCAGGCGUUUCUGGACUGGGGAAGAUUCUCCUGGAGCUGGUGGUAUUCGUGGCCUGAAUUGUGUUUUGAGUCCAGGCGUUCCAAAUUCGUAAAUUAUAAUUCUACACUAACAGGAUUAGUUGGACUUCGGCUGAGACAGGAAUGUUGCUACUCCACUGACUCGGAAGACUGGGGCUCUCUCAAGCUUGGUCCUCCCGACGGCGGUCACGUGAACGUGACAGCUUUCCAUGACUCGUCCAAUCACGUGAAAACUUUCUCCUCCGACGAGGAGGCCUACCAAUAUUGCUGUGUUGAUCUAUCUUUGUGCAAUCUGUUUUACCUCUAUCGUCCGUCUGAUACCUGUUCCCGUUACAGACCUCCACCAAGACGUUGGUUCUGGGGCGAUCCUCACGUCAAGACGCUGGAUGAUGGGAAUUACACGUUCAAUGGACUUGGUGAAUACGUCAUGAUUGAUGCACAAAAUGGAACAUUCCAGCUACAGGCCAGAACAAAAGCUGCCCAGGGAAAUUCAACAACCGCCACUAUUUUCUCAGCCGGCGCAGCAAAAGAAGAAAAUACAAGCAUCAUUGAGGUCCGAGUAAAGGAAGGUGGUGGACUCGAUAUCUUGAUAGACAAAGUAAAGUACAAAGACUACGACACGCUGACAAACCAAAGUGUAGAAGUUGAUGGAAACCUUUCUCUCUCAAAAUCGGAAGAAAACUGUUUGCAGGUUUCUUUCCCGUCAACAAUGUCGGUGAAUUUCUGUGAGAAAAAGGAGAUGCUGUCAUUCGUCGUAACUCCUGCAGACGUUUAUAAGUACACCACCAAAGGUUUGCUGGGAACGUGGAACGAUAACCCGGAUGACGACUUUACAUUGCCUAAUGGAACAGUUUUGUCAUCAUCUUCAACGUUGAGGGAGAUUCACUUCGAGUUUGGUGUAAAAUGGCAAAUCAACCAAUCCCAGUCACUCUUCACCUAUGCUCCAAGUGAAAGCGUGGAUACCUUUAAAAACACUAGUUUCGUUCCCAUGUUUGCGGAUAACAUCACGUGGCAAAACGACAGUUUAAGAGUAAAAGCCGAAGAAGAAUGUGGUGAAGAUUACGAGUGCCUGUUUGAUGUGGCCUCUACAAACGAUCUGUCUGUUGGUGUGGUAACCAAAGAUAUCAGCAUUCAGUUGGUCAACGAAUCGAACGCUCUUAACAACUUCCCACCCAAGAUAGUCACCGAAUCAAAUGUGAUAAAUGUCACACUUCAUGAAACAGUUGAGCUAAAUAUCACAGCAGUGGAUAACGAUACCAUAACAUUUCGUGUUAUUAACAAGCCUCCUGGAGCCACAGUGAACCAAACUGAAAACGUGCUGUACUUUACAUGGACUGUUACUUCGUCGCAAAAGUUCAAUCUGUCAUUCGUUGCUACUGACGACAAAGGCGCAAGUGCCACCUGGAAUCCAACAAUUAACAUGUGCGCCUGCAACCACGGCGGUCAAUGUGUGCAGCCAGAAGAAGGAGACAAUGUCAACACUGACAGCAAGUUUGUAUAUAUGGGUUGUGCAUGUCAGGGGGGAUACACAGGAAGGUUCUGUGACAGUGACAUUGACGCCUGUGAGAGUAAUGGUCAGCCGUGCUAUACAGGAGUUGAGUGCAUUGAUCUUCCACCGCCAGCCAAUGCCAGUGGAUAUGAAUGUGGACCCUGUCCAUCAGGAUAUACUGGAAAUGGCGCUCAGUGUGCAGACUUUGAUGAAUGUCAAAAUAUUUCGUCAAACAACUGUGAACAGCUUUGUGUCAAUUUUCCGGCUUCGUUCUUCUGUGACUGUCGCGACGGAUACAAACUAAACGAUGAUGGUCGCAGCUGUGAUGAUAUUAAUGAAUGCGAACCUUCAAAUGACUGCAUGCAGCAGUGUGACAACAGUAUAGGAAGCUACAGCUGUUCAUGUGACCAGUUCUUCAAACCAGAUCCCACUGACUGGAGAAACUGUACAGCCACAAACCCUUGCGCUCCUGGACAUGGCUGUCAACAUGUCUGCUUCAAAGGAAGCGAUAACCAAGCAAAGUGUGCCUGUUUUGCCAACUACAAGUUGGAGAGUGAUGAAAAGACCUGCAGAGACAUCGACGAAUGUGAUCCAGCUGAUCCUCUCCAUCGCUGCAGCCAGAUUUGUGAAAAUACCCCAGGAAGUUAUAACUGUUCAUGUCAAGAAGGAUUCGAAUUGAACAGGGAUGGUUACCAAUGUGAAGAUGUUAAUGAAUGCCUGGAUAAAGAUUUGUAUAUCUGCACGGAUGAGUUCCACAGGUGCGUCAACACUCUCGGCUCGUACAAGUGUGAAUGUGAACAAGAUCUGUACUUUAUUGAUGGCAAAUGCAGAGGUCUAGAGAGGAAUGAAACAGCUCCCAAGCGAGUGUUACCUGAACCGCGUGUGCCAUCAAAGAAAGAAAGAGAAGAGGCUGUGCAGUUCGUAAUUCCACCCACAAGCGAUUUUGAAUGGGAUUUCGAAAAGGACAAGUCAUUCAAAGACAAAAUGGCGUCUGUAACAACCGAUUUCUGCACUGAGAACAGGACAAGAUGUGCCCUAAAGGACGCCAGGCGAAAAAGACGUUCACCUUUUUUGGACCUCUACACCGCUGACCAGGUUCACCUACUGCCUGGUUACCCUGGCAACGCAUCGGGCUCUCUCCAGGUAGCGUUUUACGUACAGCAGCCCCUUGGACUCUUUAUCGGAAAUAUCUCGGUCCUGCCUCGCAGUACACUGACAGAGAUCGUUAUAACUCACAAGUCCGCGCUUGAGACCGCUAUUGGGGCAGGCAUCUCUGUCUUCAAACCUGCCACACCGACCACGUCACCAACAGCGGGACCAGAUGAGCCAAGCAAUGUUUGGAAGUGGGCUGCUAUUGGUGUUGGUUUAGGAGUGUUAGUCAUCAUCUUGAUUAUUUUGAUCGUGUUCUGGCGCCUAAGAAGCAGUCUACCAGAGGUGAAGCGCAUGCCAUCUGAUGAUCAUGAAGAAGUCAUAACUAUGACAUCUUUCAACCGAUCGUCAAGACCAAAACGUGGAGACGAGUGGGGGAGUUAUAACUUCUAUCAACCUUAACUAGUACUCUCUACAGCAUUUAGCAUAUCUAAUUAAAGAACUUGUUCAAUGAAUAUGUUUUUUAAGACAAACUAUAGCACAGUGGAAUCCUGAUUUCUCGAAUCCUCAAUUAUUCCAACCUCCCGAUAACUCCAACCAAAAGUCGUUUCC
Orbicella faveolata is the source of this 4311-nucleotide messenger RNA. RefSeq lists its product as uncharacterized. Lineage: Eukaryota; Metazoa; Cnidaria; Anthozoa; Scleractinia; Merulinidae. The record is from RefSeq and is a predicted model, not a curated record. Gene Ontology annotation, biological process: cell-matrix adhesion. Gene Ontology annotation, molecular function: calcium ion binding.